This is a messenger RNA of Halichondria panicea, 1519 nucleotides long. RefSeq names its product pre-mRNA-splicing factor RBM22-like. Gene Ontology annotation, molecular function: metal ion binding; pre-mRNA binding; U6 snRNA binding. The transcript is spliced from 11 exons. Lineage: Eukaryota; Metazoa; Porifera; Demospongiae; Suberitida; Halichondriidae. The coding region runs from base 99 to 1370 and encodes 423 amino acids. The record is from RefSeq and is a predicted model, not a curated record. Gene Ontology annotation, cellular component: U2-type catalytic step 1 spliceosome; U2-type catalytic step 2 spliceosome; Prp19 complex.
AUCAUAAGGUUAACAUGAGCCGUGUAAAUCUCUCGAGGUAACUUCCACACCCGUACCGCGUACCGUACGUACCUGUACCAAAGAAGCUGAGAUAAAUCAUGGCUCUCUCAAAAUCAGCCAACACCUACAACAGGCAAAACUGGGAACAGUCAGAGUUUCCGCUGCUGUGUCAGACCUGCCUCGGAGACAACCCUUACAUACGAAUGAUCAAGGAUAGCUACGGUGACGAGUGCAGGAUCUGUGCCCGGCCCUACACUGUGUUCCGAUGGUGUCCUGGUGCUAAGAUGCGCUACAAGAGAACAGAGGUCUGCCAAUCAUGUGCCCAACUCAAGAACGUGUGUCAAACCUGUCUCCUUGACCUCGAGUAUGGCCUCCCUGUACAGGCUAGGGACAGUGUUCUCAAUGUCACAGACACUCUCCCCAAGAGUGACGUAGGCCGAGAAUAUUAUCUGCAGAAUAUGGAACAAAAGAUUGCUGAGAGUGGGCGGGCAGAGCCAGGGGGUGGUGGGGGGAAAGCCCCUAAUGAUCUGCUGCUCAAGAUGUCGCGUACUGGACCGUACUACAAACGCAACAGACCUCACAUUUGCUCAUUCUGGGUCAAGGGAGAGUGCAGUCGUGGAGAGGAGUGUCCCUACAGGCACGAGAUGCCGACAGAUCCAAAUGACCCACUGUCCAAUCAGAAGAUCAAGGAUCGUUACCAUGGCGUGAAUGACCCGGUGGCUGAGAAGCUUCUCUCCAGUGCCCAGGACCUGCCCACUCUGUCACCACCUGACGAUAAGACAGUCACCAGCCUCUAUAUAGGAGGAAUUGAUGAGUCAUUCAACCAAUCAGAUCUCAGGGACCAGUUUUAUGCAUUUGGAGAGAUCAUGUCUAUUCACAUGGUGACCAAGUCUCGUUAUGCCUUUGUCACAUUCUCCACUAGAGCAGCCGCAGAGAAAGCUGCUGACUCAACAUUUAAUAAACUCAUUGUUAAAGGGCGCAGACUCAAGGUGUUGUGGGGAAAGGCCCAGACCACCCCCUCCCUUGGGGUCAAGGGUCAACAGACACUAGCCCCUGUACCAGGACUGCCAGCAGCCCCGCCUCCUUUGCCCUUUGACCCCUUUGGCCUGAGCUCCAAGGCGACUCCCCCUCCUCCUCCUGGGGGGUUUCCCCCACCACCACGUCCACCACAAAUAUCACAUGUACUGGGAUCCCACCCACCACACGUGUCACAACUACUCGGACCACCACCACCGCCACCAGGAUUCCCUCCUCCUGCUGGCGGGUACUACCCACCACCACCAUCGAGGGGAUUUCCCCCACUAGGGCCACGCCCACCUACGCUCCACUAUCCCUCUCAGAGUCCACUCCAUCUCGGGGCAAAGAAAUAACCUCUCUAUUGUAUUGGACUAGAGAAAUGGACUGCUAGUAAUAACAUAAUACUAAUAACUAUUAUUUCCACUCGUACUUGUAUUUCUGAUCAUGUGAACUGUGCACAUGAAAUUGCAAUUGACCUAAUCAUUAAUUAUGAGCUGAAGAA